Messenger RNA from Hyaloscypha bicolor E, 2454 nucleotides. RefSeq lists its product as uncharacterized. The coding region runs from base 1 to 2454 and encodes 817 amino acids. The record is from RefSeq and is a predicted model, not a curated record. NCBI's taxonomy places the organism in Eukaryota, Fungi, Ascomycota, Leotiomycetes, Helotiales, Hyaloscyphaceae. Gene Ontology annotation, molecular function: DNA-binding transcription factor activity. The transcript has 3 exons.
AUGGAGCCUUCUAACAAGAAACGUCGUCUCGCUCCCAAGGUCGCCGAAAAACCACUUCACGAGCAGUCACCGCAGGUUCAGUACAACUACCAGCCUCUGCCACCCGUCCAAGAUGCCGUACCCCCUCCCGAGCGCACCGACUUCGAGUCCUUCGCCCGUCAUCUGCAAGACGCAGCGAUGCUCAUUUAUGCGCAAGCCAAUCGAUCAAUCUAUACAAGCGUCUCGGUCCUCCUCUUGCGAUGGGAAGAUGAUGUAAGUGUCGAGCCAGACCUGAUGGCCCUCCAGAAGGUCUUCCGUGAGCGAUUCAAUUACCGUACCGAGUCAUGGAGCAUACCCAGUUGCCCGAACCCAAUCUCCAAGCUCACCAUGCAAAUGGCACAACUCAUUGAACAUGCGAGACCGGAUCACCUUUUGAUCGUCUACUACGCUGGCUACGGCUUCGUUGGUUCUGAUCAUAAUUUAUACUGGGCUUGCAAUUCUCGAGAAGACUCUUCCAGACUCAAGUGGGAAGGCGUCAGAAUGCAGUUAGAGGAUGCCCAAUCCGACAUCUUGCUCCUUCUCGAUACCUGUGCUGUUGCCGACGCUCCAAGUGCUGGAAAGUACGGCACCAAGCAGGCCAUAGCCGCGUAUACUCCGGAUCAGCUUGCACGAGAUCCAGGCGUCCGAUCUUUUACCUCCAACUUGAUCGAAGCACUUAAUAAGCUAGCCAUGGGCCGUGCUUUCACUGUUCAGCGUCUUCAUGAGGAGAUCAUCGCCAUGCAACAUAGCAGAAUCUUCCAACAUCCUCUCACCAAUGGCGCCGCCAAAUCUGCUUCCGGUCAUGAGAGAAUGCCUGUAUGUUUCUCGUUAACACCUAGUUCAAUGCAGAGCAUCUCCCUCUCUCCUGUUGGGCAAUCUCCUCAUGUCCCCUCGCCACUGAGCUCCCCAGAAAACGAUCUCUCGAGGAACAAUUAUUACGACCACAACAUAAAGAUCAACCUGAAUUCAGAUCUAACGUUCGAUGAGCCUAGAGCUCUCGUAUGUACAACGUUUCUAGGUGAACCAAGCCAAGACAUGGCAUCUUUCAAGCAAUGGCUCCAACACACUCCUCAGGCAGCAUCAAGAAUUGCCGUUGAAGGCAUGUUCAAUGGCCCACCAACAGUCCUUCUGGUGUCGAUGCCUAUAGCCGUCUGGAAUGUGUUGGCUGCUGAUCGUACUUGCGCCUUCUUGGGAUACGUUAAUUCUCAUAACAUGACCACCGAGUAUCAUCAUCUCGUCAGUGGCAUCUCACCUCUGAGCAAGGCUGCAACUUUCAAAGAACUAGAAGAUGGAAAGAUCCUUCUCGAAGCUCGGCAAGCAGCAGCAUCAACUCCUGUAAUGAUCAGACGUGAGCCGUCUAUGCAACACGACCCCUCUAUGGUCAUGGCAAAUGCAGUCUCACAAGUCGUUUAUCAAGACCCUGGACCGUCUGGUGUUGCCGAUCAUAAAGAUGACGUGGAGGAUUCUGUUGAGAUGCACGAGGCUGCUGAACAACUGAAGGCAUUGAGCCAUGUCCGACAUGUCAGCCACGAUCCAGCUGCCAGUGAGCGGAAUCAUUCACAUAUUGCCUCCGAGGACUCUCCUGGAAUGCGAGAAGAGUCUGCCUCGUCACAAGAACCCGCAGACUCCGGUAACGAAGAUCAGAUGUAUAGCUCAGAAUACAAUUCCCCAGCCUCGCGGCCAAAGCCACGAAGAUCCAUCCAAAAGCAAGGUCCGAAACAAGAUACACGAUGCUCGUUAUGCAGUCACGCUCCCUUCAAGGACUCCUCCUCCCUCAGAAAGCACAUCGCUGCGGCCCAUACUCGGCCAUUCCCAUGCGCCUUCUCCUUCGCCGGCUGCACAAGUACGUUCGGCUCAAAGAACGAAUGGAAGCGUCAUAUUGCAUCACAACAUCUCUGCCUCACAUUCUACCGCUGUUCGUCAUGUCCACAAAGCACAGUCGAAGGCAAAGGCAACGAGUUCAACCGUAAGGAUCUCUUCACACAACAUCUCCGCCGUAUGCACGCCCCUUUCGCCAUCAAGAAGGCCAUUGCGAAGGGUGAUAGCAAACUCCAACUAGAGUGGGAGACUCAUGUCAAAGAAAUGCAAGCCUCGUGUCUAGUCCACCGACGCCAACCGCCUCAACGAUCCGCAUGCCCAAAGCCGGAUUGUUCCAACGUCUUCGAGGGUGCAGGCAGCUGGGAUGACUGGACAGAACACGUUGGUCGACAUAUGGAGAAGGGCGAAGCUGGUAGACUCGGUGUCGACAAAAUGCUCGCUCGGUGGGCCCUCGAGGAAGGAAUCAUCGAGCGCAGAGGCGACGGCGAGUACAGAUUGAUUGGCACGGAGCGCGAAGGCGGUGCUGGCGCCGGUUACUACAGUGACGGCAAUGGCGGUGUUCAGAAGAAGGAAAACGCUGCAAAAGGAGAAGGCGAUUCGAUGCUGAUUGACAACUGA